AUGGACGACGAAGUUGCUGCCGUUGUCAUUGAUAAUGGGUACGACGGCCACAACCAGCAAUCGAUUAAAAAUACUAAUGCAAUCCUUGCAGUUCCGGAAUGUGCAAAGCUGGCUUUGCUGGCGAUGAUGCUCCCCGCGCUGUUUUUCCUUCCCUUACUGGCCGUCCCCGCCACCAUGGGUAAUCCAUUCCCGUUCUUUGUCCAAACCAGCAAACCCAUUCAAGCACAACUAGCGUCACACGAAUUAUCCAAGAUCGCCUACCACUUCAGGGUCAUUAUUGGCAUGGGCCAAAAAGACUCCUACGUCGGGGACGAAGCGCAGUCUAAACGUGGAGUGCUUUCCCUCCACUACCCAAUUGAGCACGGUGUUGUUACCAACUGGGAUGAUAUGGAGAAAAUCUGGCAUCACACAUAUUUUAACGAGCUCCGCGUGGCCCCCGAAGAACAUCCCGUUCUGCUGACAGAGGCUCCCAUCAAUCCGAAAUCUAACCGGGAGAAGAUGACUCAGAUCAUGUUUGAAACCUUCAAUGUGCCGGCCUUCUACGUCUCUAUCCAGGCUGUGUUGUCUUUGUAUGCAUCUGGUCGCACCACUGGUAUUGUCCUUGACUCCGGCGAUGGGGUUACACACGUGGUCCCGAUCUACGAAGGAUUCUCUAUGCCACACGCCAUCGCUCGCAUGGACAUAGCGGGCCGUGACUUGACAGACUACUUGGUGAGAAUCCUAGCAGAGCGCGGCCAUAGCUUCACUACAUCCGCCGAGCACGAGAUCGUGCGCGACAUCAAAGAGAAGCUCUGUUACGUUGCGCUAGACUUUGACCAGGAGCUCGAAACUGCCGCCCAUAGUUCCAGUAUCGAGAAAUCCUACGAGCUCCCUGACGGACAGGUGAUCACGAUCGGCAACGAGCGCUUCCGGGCACCCGAAGCUUUGUUUCAGCCGAGCCUGCUCGGUAUUGAGCAAGGUGGUAUUCAUGAGACCACGUUCAACUCGAUUCAGAAAUGCGAUGUCGACGUUCGCAAGGAUUUGUAUGGUAACAUUGUCAUGUCCGGCGGUACGACUCUUUAUCCGGGCAUUUCAGACAGACUGCAUAAAGAGCUUGUCAAUCUAGCUCCUUCGUCGAUGAAAAUCAAGACCAUCGCGCCACCGGAGCGGAAAUACUCGGUCUGGAUCGGUGGCUCCAUUCUCACUUCGCUCUCGACGUUCCAGCAAAUGUGGAUCUCGAAACAGGAACAGGGACAGAUUAGACGUCUAGAAGAGCGGCUCGCUUCGCUUGAGCAGCAGUCGACUACUCAGCGUGGUAUAUCGGAGCAUCACAGAGAUGCUGUGCCCGAUGAAGUCUCAGCUGGGAGUGAGCAUGCUGUACCGCAGUCGGCUCGGAUUGCUCCUGUGUAUGAAGGUAUCUCUUCGUUCACCAGCCAGUCUAUGCUAGCCAGCGAUGUAGCUCAAAAGACAGCCAAUUCGGAAGGCGCCGGAGAACACUCGGAUCUCAAGUCCUCGUUAGAUCAUCUGAAGAUAUUGCUCCAGACACCGACAAGAUCGUCCUUUGCAACAGAGUAUCGGAUGUCUCGAGUUCCUGCAGCACGGUCCUUGCCCACAAUGGACCACUUGUUACCCGUUGAUCUAAUUAUUGCCAUUCUACAAGAAAUAAAGACUAAUCGCCCUAUAUUCCUUUGUUCAUAUGUGAUAAACGAUGCAGCCCUGGUCGAGCGCCUUUGCCAGAGAGUCUAUUUCCCAACAGAGCCAAUUUCAACGGCCGACCUAGCCAGCAUGCACGGGAUCCUUCUUACUCUCCUAAAAGAAUUCACGAUUCUGGGAAACUCUUUGUGUCAAAAGUUUAAUCUCAAGGCGCAUAUUUCCACGUGCGAGCAAAACUUCAAUACCUUGGUCGAGUCGUACGACGUUUUGGCUGUUCCUAGUUUUGAAAGUAUAUUCGCGCUGAUUAUGGGGUUCAUAAAAGCGCAGGACGAAGCAAAGCCAUUGCUAUGUUGCACUUUCAUCUCAGCAGCUGCCACCCAUUGCCAGAUGCUCGGGUACCAUCGCGAGAUAACGUAUCGCAGCGAUAAAACGGGUAAUUCGGAAAAUAUGCGACGACUAUUCUGGACUACGUAUCUCUUUGAGAGGCAUAUGUCUUUGUACUUUGGGCGAGCUUCCGGCAUGCAGGACUUCGAUAUUGAUGCACAGUACCCAGUCGUCACCACAGACCCUGCCGUUAGGCGUGGGACGAGUCAGGGUUCCAAGAGUUCCUACUCGGAACGAACGCGACGAAUACAUCGUAUACACUUUGACAUUCACCACUGGUACAAUGCGUUCAAGGAGAUCGACGCAAGUAACGUGAACAACCAACACAUAUUCAAAAUAACCAGAGAUAGCUGGGACAUGCUAUACUAUUCGACAUACACGUCACUGUUGCGCGCACCAAUCACAUCAGGUGAGGCAGACGCCGAGCUCAACACACAUUGCUUUCGGGUCGCGCGCCUUAGCCUACAGAGCCACUUACGCUGUUUUGGAAAAUUCCAAACCUCUGGCUUCCAUUCUAAUGCCGAUUACGCCAAUUGGGUUCUCCUAUUCUCUUCCUUCACGCCUUUCAUCGUCAUAUUCCUGCACGCUAUCGCAGCAACCAGCUCUGACGAUAUCCAACUUCUUACGGAGGUAGUUGACAGUCUGCAGCACAUCCGAUCUGUAUCAUCUAGCUCGGAGCGUCUGUAUCAAAUCUGCUCCACCUUCUUGCAGAUAGCUAAGGGACUGGUUAGAACAAAACAGUCAUGUGCUGGGACCUACAACGAGUUUGAGAACAGUCUACAGUUUACGGAUGAUGCGGGUCCGAUGUCGAUCUUCGAGCCUGAUUGCUUGCAGGGCCUUUUGGGAACGGAUACGUCAGAGCAAGCCCCCUACAUAGCGAAUCACGAUAUGUAUGAAAUCUUUGACUCUUGGGCAACUGGGUUGCCUACAGGGAUGAGUUUAUUUGGGGGUAAUGUCGGGGGUAUUUAG
Molecule: messenger RNA, 2985 nt
Organism: Aspergillus nomiae NRRL 13137
Lineage: Eukaryota; Fungi; Ascomycota; Eurotiomycetes; Eurotiales; Aspergillaceae
Exons: 11
Coding region: 1-2985 (994 amino acids)
Biological process (GO): DNA-templated transcription
Molecular function (GO): zinc ion binding; DNA binding
Source: RefSeq, a predicted model, not a curated record